AUGAGCACAGGUGGUUUCCUCAACAAUGAAGUUGAGAACAUUGCUCCCAACCCGGCGAAGCACUCAGAUGCAGGGGCAGCUGGGCAAGUAUUUUCAGCCUGUGCAAGCAUCGACUUUAUCGCGCUCAUCGAUCAGACCUCCCUCGCAGCAUCUCUGUCAACGGUGUUUUCCGCGCUUCGAGUAGGGACUCAAGCAUCCUGGAUUGCGGGUGGAUAUUUCACCACAUCUACAUCACUCCAACUCGCUUACGGCCGUUUCCCCGACGUCCGGUCUACGAAAUAUGUGCUUCUCGCCCUGCUGCUCAUAUUACUCCCGGGAUCGCUGGCCUCCUCGCUCUCUCAAACUGCAAUCCAACUCAUUAUGAUUCGCGCCCAUCGCUGGCAUUUUGGGAGCGGCUGUCGCCCUUGCUAUGGUGUUAAUCGUUUGAUUGGAGGCACCCUGGCAAGUUCGUCCAAGGAGGGCUGGAGGUGGAUAUUCCGGCUCAAGGAGGAUAUCGUUACAGUGGACUUUUUCAGGUGCUUCCUCACACUUUAUGGGUCCGUUCUCUUCAUGCUUGGCCUUACUUGGGCCGAGGAAGUUCACCCCUGGAACUCGGUCGCUGUCAUACUACCGAUCGUGCUGGGCUUUUGUACCUCAUACCCGCUAAUUCCACUGUACAUAUUCCAGCAGGAGAUGUUCAACGGUGUGUGCAUCACCAUGUUCAUCAAUGGCUGGAAUUUUGUCGUUCAGAUGUAUUAUAUCCCAACCUUCUAUCACCUGGCAUAUGGCUAUUCAACAGUCCUUGCUGCGUCACUCCUCCCUCCCCUGACAUUAAUGCAAACGCUCUCGUCUACCGUCUUCGGGCUCAUUGUCACUUGGCGAGGACGCUACCGGGAGAGCAUCUCAAUAGGAUGGGUUGUCUGGGCUGUCGGUCUGGGCCUGUGCAGUACGCUGGAUCAGGAGAGCGGGCUCAAAAAACAAAUUGGCUGGGCCAUCUUGACCGGUUUUGGCGUGGGCCAGACUCUGCAUCCCAGCCUUAUAGCCAUUCAAGCUGGCUUUAACAAGCAAAACAUGGCCGUCGUCACGGGGACGAGGAAUUUCGUGCGUAAACUCGGCAGCACUCUCGGGCUGACGGUCACGGGGACCAUUAUUAACAACGUUGUCAGGUCUGGGCUGGCUUCCACAGAACCUGAUCUUUCAGAGCAUCGAAUCGCAUCGUUAUUGAGAGACCCAACGUCGGUAGCCAGCCUUGGUCAAGGGGACGAGGUGAAGCGAGCCCUGCUUGAGGCCUAUCACGUUGGGUUUCAGCGAGUGUUCGACACUAUGGCUGCGUUUGCUGCGUUUUCUGGAUUGAUCGCAUUUGUUCUCAUGCCUCAGAUCGACCUCGACAAGAAGGAAGAGGAGGACCAAAAAUCAUGA
Diaporthe batatas is the source of this 1398-nucleotide messenger RNA. RefSeq lists its product as uncharacterized. Gene Ontology annotation, biological process: transmembrane transport. Bases 1 to 1398 code for a protein of 465 amino acids. Gene Ontology annotation, molecular function: transmembrane transporter activity. The record is from RefSeq and is a predicted model, not a curated record. NCBI's taxonomy places the organism in Eukaryota, Fungi, Ascomycota, Sordariomycetes, Diaporthales, Diaporthaceae. The transcript has 5 exons.